This is a messenger RNA of Pleuronectes platessa (European plaice), 3546 nucleotides long. Its product is annotated as NACHT, LRR and PYD domains-containing protein 3-like. Gene Ontology annotation, molecular function: protein binding. The record is from RefSeq and is a predicted model, not a curated record. Lineage: Eukaryota; Metazoa; Chordata; Actinopteri; Pleuronectiformes; Pleuronectidae.
CUGGGGAACCUGGCAACUAGGAGGAGGAACAUGAGAACAGGGAAGUGUCAGACUCCAUUUUCACUCCAUUUUCUGGAUGAGCAGAAGGAAGGAAAGUGAGCAGGUGUUAACGUCCGUCUGCUGAUCACAUGACCCUACGUUUGUCGGUUCACACCUGGUGACAGACGUAAUUUCAUGUGAUCGGAUCCCAGAGACAGAUUUGAACAGCAGGUCUGGAACAAAGAGCCUUAAAAGGACUAAUUAACAGAGUUAACUCACAGUUGUGUCUGUGUGUGUGUGCGUGUGCGUGUGCGUGUGUCCUUGGUAUUUUUUUCUUGUGGUUCUUGAACAGACUUGUUUGUCCUGAUUCCUGUGAGCUCACAGUGUGUUUCAUCUGACGAUGAGUGGUUAUGAGGUGGAAGAGGACGACAGAGCAGAGUCUUCAGUGCUCAGCUGUGUGUCUCUGAAGAGUGACAUGUCCAUGGAACUUCCACUGCUCUUCAGUAAUGAACCUGGACCCUCACACACAGAAGAGAGGAAGAGGAGUCAUGUUUCUGAGGAGGAGCAGUCGUCCUGCUGUGCUUCGUGUCAGGACGUCCUGAAGGAUCCAGUCUCCACCAGCUGUGGACACUGGUUCUGCAGACAGUGCCUCACCUCAUACUGGGACCAGUCUGGUUCUUCAGGAGACUCCUCCUGUCCCCAGUGUGCAGAAAUAUCCAGAACAGGAGCUGGAGCAGAUCGUGGUCUGCAGGAGGUUUUAGAUGAACAUAAACUCAGUCUGAGGAGGAGAUGUGAACAUGUGAAUGAAGGAACUGAUGAAACAGGAAGUAGAACGCUCCUCAACAGGAUCUACACUGAGCUCCUCAUCACAGAGGGACAGAGUGAAGAGGUUAAUACUCAACAUGAGGUGAGGACACUUGAGACGGCUUCCAAGAUGAAGAGCCUCCACGACACUUCCAUCAAGUGCCACGACAUUUUUAAAGUCUCCACUGACCAGCAGAGCAGCAUCAGAGUCGUCCUGACCAACGGCGUCGCUGGCGUUGGAAAAACCUUUUCGGUGCAGAAGUUCACUCGAGACUGGGCAGAGGGUUCAGAAAACCAAGAUGUGGGUCUGCUGACUGUGCUUUCGUUCAGGGAGCUGAACCUGGUGAAAGACCAGCAGCACAGUCUUCUCACGCUGCCGUAUUUUCCAUCCAUUCUCAGACAUGAGAAGAUUCCACAGGAGCUGACGGAGGCUGACAAGGACGUUCUUCUCAAGCUGGGGAAGCUGGCGUUUAAACAUCUGACGAAAGGAAACAUUAUGUUCUAUCAAGAAGACCUGGAGCAGUGUGGUCUUAAUGUCACAGAGGCCUCAGUGUACUCAGGAGUUUGUACUGAGAUCUUCAGAAGAGAGUUAGUGAUCUUCCAGAAAUCAGUCUACUGCUUUGUUCAUCUGAGCGUUCAGGAGUUUAUGGCUGCAGUCUACAUGUUUUACCGUUACACACUCAACACAAAAGAACUCAACAACUUCUUGAGAAUAUCGGAGGACAUAGACAGUACCUUCUCCCUGGAUGACCUCCUGAAGAAGACCAUGAAGAAAUCCCUCACCAGUACAAAUGGUCAUCUGGACCUGUUUGUUCGCUUCCUUCACGGCCUCAGUCUGGAGUCCAACCAGAGAGUCUUAGGAGGCCUGCUGGGUCGGACAGAGAACAAUCCAAAGAUCAUCCAGAGAGUGAUAAACAACCUGAAGGAGAUGCAGAGUGAAGACAUUUCUCCUGACAGAAGCAUCAACAUCUUCCACUGUCUGACUGAGAUGAACGACCACUCAGUUCAUCAGCAGAUGCGACUGUUCCUGAAGUCAGAGAACAAAUCAAAGGAGAAACUCUCAGAGAUCCACUGCUCAGCUCUGGCCUACAUGCUGCAGAUGUCAGAGGAGGUUCUGGAUGAGUUGGACCUGAAGAAGUUCAACACAUCAGAACAGGGUCGACGGAGACUGAUCCCAGCUGUGAGGAACUGCAGGAAGGCUGUACUCGGUGGUUGUGAAUUCUCAGAGACUCACUGUGAAGUCGUGGCCUCAGCUCUGAAGUCAGACCCCUCACUCCUGACAGAACUGGUUAUGAGUAACAACAAGCUGAAGGAUUCAGGAGUCAAGCGGCUGUGUUCUGGACUGGAGAGUCCAAACUGUCGACUGGGGACUCUGAGGUUGGAUCGCUGCAGUCUGUCAGACAUCAGCUGUUCUUCUCUGGGUUCAGCUCUGAGGUCAAACCCCUCUCAUCUGAGAGAACUGGAUCUGAGUAACAACGACCUGCAGGACUCAGGAAUGAAGGAGCUGUGUGGUUUUCUACAGAGUUCAACCUGUCGACUGGAAACUCUGAGGUUGUGGGGCUGCAGUCUGUCAGAGAACCGCUGUUCUUCUCUGGCUGCAGCUCUGAGGUCAAACCCCUCUCAUCUGAGAGGACUGUAUCUGAGCUUCGCCAACGACCCGCAGGACUCAGGAGUGAAGGAGCUGUGUGGUUUUCUACAGAGUCUAACCUGUCGACUGGAGAAACUGGGGUUGUUUGGCCACAGACUGUCAGAGAUCAGCUAUUCUUCUCUGGCUUCAGCUCUGAGGUCAAACCCCUCUCAUAUGAGAGAACUUGGUCUGGGCCAAAACUACAACAUGCGGGACUCAGGAGUGAAGGAGCUGUGUGGUUUUCUACAGAGUCCAACCUGUCGACUGGAGACUCUGAGGUUGGGGGGCUGCAGUCUGUCAGAGAUCAGCUGUUUGUCUCUGGCUUCAGCUCUGAGGUCAAACCCCUCUCAUCUGAGAGAACUGAAUCUGACUAACAACUGCCUGCAGGACUCAGGAGUGAAUGAGCUGUGUGGUUUUCUACAGAGUCCAACCUGUCUACUGGAGACUCUGAGUUUGGAGAACUGCAGACUGUCAGAGAUCAGCUGUUCUUCUCUGGCUUCAGCUCUGAGGUCAAACCCCUCACAUCUGAGAGGACUGUAUCUGAGUAAUAACCUCCUGCAGACCUCAGGAGUGAAGGAGCUGCUUGAUCUACAGCAGAGUUCAACCUGUCGACUGGAGACUGUAAGCUGGAAGUGAUCUUUGUUUAGCUGAGUGUGAAGAGGAAGAGGACAGUGUGUGUGGACAGAGGCUGAGCUGUGUCCUGAGGAUCCAGAGGCUGAAGCAGCAGCAGCUUGUGUGUAGAGCGGCUCUGACUGGGCCUUGUUUCUGGGAAGCAGAAUGGAGACAGAGCUCCAGAAGAAUCAGAGGAGGUUGUUGUAAUAUGAAACACCACCACUAGAUGGCCCUCGCUACCGAUUGUGUUUAUUCACAUGAAGAAUGUGUUUAUUGAAAUGAAAAACACAAGCAGAAUAUAUAAACCCUCUAUAAAGAGUAAAAUAUGUACAUGUGUGUACAGAUGGCGCUGUAGUAUAACAGCAGAACAUCCCAGUCAAAGCCUUUAUAUUCAGUCUAUGAGUCAAACACAUGGAUCAUUUCCUCUGUGACAAACCAGAUGUAACGAGAAGAAAAACAUCUCAGAGAGAAAAGUUCUGUUUCGUGUCUCUGCUUUAAUGCUCAAUAAACAUCCUUCGACAGAC